Messenger RNA from Paralichthys olivaceus (Japanese flounder), 3755 nucleotides. It is a transcript of the gene unc119b, whose product is annotated as unc-119 lipid binding chaperone B. Lineage: Eukaryota; Metazoa; Chordata; Actinopteri; Pleuronectiformes; Paralichthyidae. Gene Ontology annotation, cellular component: cilium. Gene Ontology annotation, molecular function: lipid binding. Gene Ontology annotation, biological process: nervous system development; lipoprotein transport; cilium assembly. The record is from RefSeq and is a predicted model, not a curated record.
CGUUGUGCGCCAUCUUGAAAUUACACCCGCAGUCAGUCGGGUCGCUCCCAGAAAUUAGCAGAGCACAACAACUCCUUCCUCCAGCGGGACGGUGUCGGGUAUGAACGGUUCCCGAAACAAACCGACACAGACUCUCAGCAAGGGACCGGCGGACACGGACAGCGGCUCGGAGGCGACCCACAGGGAGCGAAGGACCGGCGGAGGCAUGCUGAAGAAGCUGAAGUCGAGGCGCAGUCAAACGGAGAAGUGGCCUGUGGUCACCGAGGAUGAACUCCGGGCUCUGGGAAGAGAUAUUUCCCCGGAUCAUGUCCUGGGUCUGCGGGCUGUCACGGAGGACUAUCUUUGCAAACCUGAAGAUAAUAUCUACAAUGUUGACUUUACUCGGUUCAAAAUCAGAGAUCUGGAGACGGGGACAGUCCUGUUUGAGAUCGCCAAGCCUCCCAACAGUGGUCCAAUGGAGAGUGAAGAGGAGAGUCCAGAUAUUGACACCAGUGCAGGGCGAUUUGUCAGAUACCAGUUUACACCAGCCUUCCUAAAACUGCGUACUGUUGGUGCAACUGUGGAGUUCACAGUGGGUGACCGGCCAAUAAACAGCUUUCGUAUGAUUGAGAGGCAUUACUUCCAGGGGCGCCUCCUUAAGAACUUUGACUUUGACUUUGGCUUUUGCAUUCCUAACAGCCGCAACACAUGCGAACACAUUUAUGAGUUUCCACAGCUUCCAGACGACCUCAUUCGCCAAAUGGUGGAGCACCCUUAUGAGACCAGAUCAGACAGUUUCUACUUUGUGGACAAUAAACUCAUCAUGCACAACAAGGCAGAUUAUGCCUACAAUGGUGGUCUGUAAUACCAGAAGGGGAAAAUGUGUGCAAUACCUCCCAGGAGAUUGAGUUCUUGGAUUACAUCCAUCCAAAAGCUUCUUUUCGGUGGACAGAAGUAUUCUCUCCUUUAUCUACAUUCCUACAAACGUGAUGACAACUUCGUAUUCAACCGACCACAUCUGCCUUGUUAUGAAAUCAUGGAUCCAUUCAUCUGUACCUCACAGAGCUCAGUUUCUUGGACUCUGAGGAAUGUUCUGUUAAAUAUUUCUCUGUUAAAUCUGACUGAAGCCUUUUUGUUCUGUCUUUGGGUUUGUCUUACAAGUAUCAUGUUACUGCUUGAACACUUCUGCCUUAAGUUUCUCUCUGUCUCUGCUGGAAAGGGACACUUUUGAGUCGCAGACCUCUCAUGACAAAGCUUGUAGACUGUGUUAGUUGUUACUUCAUUUAGUUAAAUACAUAGAUGCUAUCAAUGGAGGCUUAUUUGAGCUACAUUUUACACAUGAUAGUUGUGUUUCCUUUGUGUAAAUGUGAGAAUUAAGUAGUUGAUUUACAGUAUUGUUAGUUAUAGAUGAUCAUGUAGCACUAGUUGACAUUAAGGUCCAUUUUUCCUUAAAUAUAUUAUCAGUUGUGACUCAUUGGGACUGUUUGUGUCAGAUAUUUAUGCUUGGUGUCCAUUUUAUAUGAUGCAUUGUUUGGCCGACCAAUCUCUUUAUUUAGGAGAACAUUUUAUUACACAACAACAGGAUGUGCUCAGUUUCAUAAUUUCACGUGUCAUCUUAAUUCUGCUGUCAUUCUGCAUUUUGCUGUCAACUUUAAAUCUGUUGUUCUGUCAGACUUUGAGACAUACAAAUAGGACAAGACAGCAGGACAAUCAGAGUUACUGGACUUGACACAUGUUGCUUUAAACGCCGUCCAUGCCUAAAACGAUUUAGUCUGGCUGAUUUCAUCGUGUAAUCACAAGGUUAUUUAAUCCCCUGAAGUCGACUUUCCUGUUUUAUUCAGCACUGUGAAUCCCACUCAGUUGGAGCUGAGUUUAGCCACAGUAAACGUCUGCUGUGCAUUCAGGCCCUCAGUCUACCAAUGAAAUACACACUAGCACACUACAUGACAGAACAGAGUGAAAUAACUUGGUAGUUGUAGAACCUGGCCUGUCUCUUUUUCUGUUCAUGGAAGCCUUGUGGUGGUUUUACAUACUUACUCAGAUAUAUAUAUUUGAACAUUUUUUUUGCCUUUAUUUGAUAUACAGAUUGAGUGUGAAGGGGUGGGGGGGUGACUCACAGCUAAGGACUGCAAGUUGGAAUUGAACCUUCAGCCAUUGUAGAGGACUGAAAAGGUGAAGUGUUCUAUCUGGUGCCCCAAAAUUAACUUUUUCAUAAGUCUCCUAUUAAGUUUGCUUGUACAAUAUGAUACAACUUUUCACAGCAGCCCUGCUAUAAAUCCUACCUUAGAUUUCUAUUUGUCGUUGACACCCGCAGAGAGGAGUUGAUUCACUUGAAUCAUUCAGGAGGCAGUGAUACUGUAAAAAUGUUUUGCAUUUAGUGAUAGAUGUUCCUAAAAUCUGCCAAGAGUGAUGGUUUUGCAAUGAACAGUCAUGUCAAAUGCCCAUAACCCAUUGCACACACUAACAAUGAAGAGUUUGAAAAUGGUCCCAGCCUGCAACAUCAUUUUCAGUCUAAAUGUCCACUCUGAUUAGCGUGCUCAUUCCUUUGAUUUUCAUAUUGUACAUAAAUGAAUGGAAAUCAGCAGCUACCUUAAAGGCUGGAAAUAAUUCUUAAAAAAUUGUGAAUGGUCAGAAUUUGUAACAGUGGCAUGUGUAAUCUGUAGUUAAUCAGUCAACUCAUGCAAGAGCACCAGACCAGUCUGAAAAUCUUUCUACAUAAAGGAUCUGGGUUUCCUUUCACUGUACACUGCAGUACCACAUCCAGUUGCUUUGUAUCCAGAUGAUCAUCAUCACCCAGGUGUUUUUUUUAAAACGGUUUUUAUACCUUGUGCUUGAUCCAGUUGUGAGGCAAACACUACAAUGCUUCUCUCACCCAUAUGCUGAAUUGACCUAUUAAAAGCAACUGUGCCAUGUCGCAGCAACCCACUGUCCUGCCAUGUGAGACACAGGGGACUUAGUGCAGGAUAGGACAUUUCAUAGACUCAUCAUAUGUACUUUAUUUAAAAACUUUAUAUUUUACAGUUUGAAUAAUCAGUGACAUCUCAUUGUGAAGCCCGCACUCAAGUUGGACAUCAGGCAGACAUUUGGACAGCCAUGAUCUUUGCCCUCUGCCCCGAUACAAUGUUGAGUUAUUUGGACUUAAUGGAUGUCCGUCAAUUGUCUUGCUCUUUGGUUGUUGUAGCUGAGAACAUUACCUUGUUUUGCAAUGCGGUAUCAGUCAAUGGAAUUUAUCUUAAAGCCUGAUCAUCUAAGCACACUUUGUUUAUCCUCACAAACAUGACUGAGUCACUACAUGAGUGACACAAAAGGUUGGGGAUCCAAACUGUCACUCAUUGCACAGAUUCCUCUUUUUACAUGGGCUGCUUUGACAAAUGAUACACCGACAUCAUAUCAGAUGUAUCGCUAAUAAAAAUGUCCUGUUCACUUUGAAAACCCAGUGCUCUUUAUGAGCAGAUUAUCAGGGAUGUUGGGAGCUUAUCUGUCUUCCAGCUGGUAUCACAAUUGAAUCAAAGCAGGUGAUCUGAGAAUGUGGCCUGUUCUGGACACCAAACAAUGUCUGAAUGAAUGUGAAUUUCAGUGUAAUUGUAGCAAGCUGAACAUUCGAAAACAAACAGGAUUUUUUUUUAUGUGACAUUACUCCAACACCAUUUCUUUUUCUGUGUCGUUGUUUUUUUUUUUACUGUUCAUGGAAUGAUGAUAUUUUGCACAAGGUUUUUCAUCAUCUUUGACUCCGGCUGUAAUUACAAUGAGGAUGCUAAUAAACCUACUUAGCCUGA